GAGCGGCGGCAGGGACAGGGAGGCGAUGUGGAAGCGGAGCCUGGUGGUUUCCGCCCCGGGGAAGGUGAUCCUGCACGGCGAGCAUGCCGUGGUGCACGGGAAGGUGGCUCUGGCGACUGCCCUGGACUUGCGAACUUUCCUUCGGAUGACUCCGCGCCAGGAUGGGAAGCUCUCCCUGCAGUUGCCUAACCUCGGGAGCAGAUCGAGCUGGGAGGCUGCUGAGCUCCAGCCCCUGCUGGCAGCGCUUUCAGCUGAACUACCUGAAGCGCAGCCGCCCAGCGCUGAACAAGUGGAGAAGCUGAAAACAUUUGCAGGGGGCGAUAACGGACACGAAGCAGUCCAGAGUGUAGCUGCUGCAGCCUUUCUUUAUUUGUACUUAACUGUGGCAUCUAAAUAUGGGGUUCUGCCAUCUGUCGACAUCUUGGUCUGGUCUGAGCUGCCCACCGGCGCUGGGUUAGGCUCCAGCGCAGCGUAUUCGGUCUGCCUGGCAGGGGCCUUGCUUUCUGGAUGCGGCGCCAUCAGCUAUCCUCUGCAGGAAGGCCAAGAAGUAGCUAGAUGGACCGAGGAGGAGCUGGACAUGAUCAACAGGUUGGCCUUCCGAGGAGAGCAAGUGAUCCACGGGAAUCCUUCUGGAGUGGACAAUGCUGUGAGCACAUGGGGUGGAGCCUUGAGGUAUAUUUCAGGAAAACUCUCUGCACUGAAAAGGGUGCCCACUUUACGGAUUUUACUGACUAACACUAAAGUUCCACGCAGCACCAAGAUCCUGGUUGCCGGGGUUAAAGACAAGCUCCUGAAGUUUCCCACUAUCAUGGAGCCGAUGCUCACUUCCAUAGACGCAAUUUCUCGGGAAUGCGAAGGUAUUCUUGAGGCAAUGACUGAAGAGCCAUUGCAAGAACACUACUCCAGGCUGGAGGACUUGGUGGACAUCAACCAGCAUCUCCUCAAUGGCAUCGGGGUCGGCCACUCCCUGCUGGACCGCGUCUGCCAGGUCACUUCCUCCCAUGGGCUGCAUAGCAAACUGACCGGGGCUGGGGGAGGCGGUUGCGCCAUCACUUUGCUGAGACCAGGCACCGCUCCUUCGGCAGUGGAAGGCGCCAUCCGAGACCUGACCCUCUGCGGGUUUGAGUGCUGGGAGACGGUCAUUGGGGCGCCUGGCGUGAGCGCACACAGCCUGCCGGGCCUGAAAGUGGAAGCGCAGAAGGCUUUGACGGGCAGCUGACGGUGGCCAUGAAGACCGAGUCUUCCUCCGCCUGGGACCUGCCUUGACUUGGAGGGGACAUC
This is a messenger RNA of Protobothrops mucrosquamatus (brown spotted pit viper), 1281 nucleotides long. RefSeq names its product mevalonate kinase (gene MVK). Gene Ontology annotation, biological process: isoprenoid biosynthetic process; cholesterol biosynthetic process. Gene Ontology annotation, cellular component: cytoplasm. Lineage: Eukaryota; Metazoa; Chordata; Lepidosauria; Squamata; Viperidae. Bases 26 to 1219 code for a protein of 397 amino acids. The transcript has 11 exons. Gene Ontology annotation, molecular function: mevalonate kinase activity; ATP binding. The record is from RefSeq and is a predicted model, not a curated record.